AUGGAACUUGCAGCGUACCAGAUUAACAAUGUUCCAAAGAGUUCUUUUGAUCGCAAGAAAAGCAACCAUGACAGCCACUUGCUAUUUGACUUAACCUUUUUCUUUUUAAGCAUUGUAGGUGAUACCCCUCCUGAAAGCUGUAUUUUUAGCCAAAUGCUGAAUAUGACAGCAUUUCUAGUGACUGGUGUUGCUGUCCUCCAUUAUUCGCAGCUUAAAGCAAAAGUGAUGAAACCAUGGCUCAAUAUCUUUGGGCUGAUAAUACUUUCUCUACCUUCUUUUGGAAUGACAAUAGUAGCGAAUUUUCAGCUGUCUAAUGAUAGAAUGGUACAUAACGUUGGUGCAGUCAUCACCAUUGGCUUUGGAACAGCAGACUGUUAGAUUCAAGCAGUUCUGACUUUCCAAGGGAAUAUAAAUAAUGAAGAGUGAAGACUUGGAAUCCUCCGUGUUUUCCUCUCAGUGGUAAUCACCUUGGGGUUCAUUGCAUACUUUCUUCUGCUAGCUCAGCAUAGCUACUUGCAUGGAGCAGGAGUUCAGUGGACUUCAAUAACAUGUUUACUCUUGUAUGAAGUAACAUUUGCAGUGGACUUUUGGCAUUAUGCUUUUGAGGUCCAUGAUAUAGAGAAGCAAACAAAUUCAAUGGAAAACAUGUCCAAUGUCAUCUCUGAGUAUUAUUCAGAGCAUGUAUAG
Hypanus sabinus (Atlantic stingray) is the source of this 687-nucleotide messenger RNA. It is a transcript of the gene tmem150c, whose product is annotated as transmembrane protein 150C. The transcript is spliced from 5 exons. The record is from RefSeq and is a predicted model, not a curated record. Lineage: Eukaryota; Metazoa; Chordata; Chondrichthyes; Myliobatiformes; Dasyatidae.